Triticum turgidum subsp. durum (durum wheat) is the source of this 762-nucleotide messenger RNA. The record is from the annotation of a GenBank genome assembly. NCBI's taxonomy places the organism in Eukaryota, Viridiplantae, Streptophyta, Magnoliopsida, Poales, Poaceae.
AUGGCGACGGCGGAGCAGAAGGGGAAGAGGCCGAGGAUGGAGGCGGAGGAGGGCAACAGCAUCGACGACGCCCUACUGCUCUCCAUCGAGAAGCUCCAGGAGAUCCAGGACGAGAUCGAGAGGGUUAAUGAGGAAGCCAGUGAUAAAGUCUUGGAGGUGGAACAGAAGUACAAUGAAGUUCGCAGGCCAGUUUAUACUCGACGGAAUGAAAUUAUCAAGGAAAUUCCGGACUUCUGGUUGACUGCGUUUCUAAGCCAUCCUAUGCUUGGUGAACUUCUGACUGAAGAUGAUCAAAAGAUAUUCAAACACUUGGUGUCUAUCGAUGUGGAUGAGUUUCAAGAUAUUAAAUCAGGCUACUCCAUUACUCUUGCAUUCUCUUCUAAUCCAUAUUUUGAAGAUACAAAGCUUACAAAAACAUGUUCAUUCAGUGAUGAUGGGAAAAUAACUGUGAAGGCCACCACCAUCAAUUGGAAGAAUGGAAUGGAUAUUGCAAAUGGAAAGGCAUACACGGAGAAUGGGGAGAAACGACUAUUGAUUGAUGAGAGUUUCUUCACUUGGUUCAAUGAUGCAAAGAACAAAAGUUUUUCUGAUGGAGUGAUGGAUGAGGUGGCAGAUGUUAUCAAGGAAGAAUUGUGGCCUAAUCCUUUGAAGUAUUUUAACAAUGAGGCUGAAGAUGAAUUUGAAGAUGACGAGGAUGAAGAGGGAUUUGAUGAAGACGACGAUGAUGAAGAUGAAGAAGAGGAGGAAGAUGAUGAGGAGUGA